Trichobilharzia szidati is the source of this 225-nucleotide messenger RNA. The record is from the annotation of a GenBank genome assembly. NCBI's taxonomy places the organism in Eukaryota, Metazoa, Platyhelminthes, Trematoda, Strigeidida, Schistosomatidae.
AUGGGAUUCGAUACAGUAAUAUUUGGAUUUUUGAUUGUAUUCUCAAUCACUUUAUUACCUGUUGUAAACUGUGACGGUAUGCUUACUACCAUCUUUGAUUUAAGAUUAUACUUAGUUAAUAUUUGGACAAACUUUUGUACACGUUUAGCUGAUACAAUAAACUGUCUUUUGGGAAUUUUACCACCAUAUCUUGGUGGUAAUAAUCAAAUCUGUUUAAGCUGGUAA